UGUGAUGUGAGGCCAAGGAGGGUGGGGAGACCCCUCAUGAGUUGGAGGAGCAAGCUUUGCAAGGAAUGAGUGAGACUGCUGAAAAAAGGGGCUGGUAAUCGUUUAGAGUACCCCUGUAAACGAUUACCCGAGAGAAAUUGGGAAUUUGUACAGAAAGUCCAACACAGGUACUCAGUCAGAUGAACAGAGAUCACCAUUGGACAAAAAAGUGACUUUUAUGGUAAUCUGCACCUGUCUGAGGCUUGUGCAGGUGUUCCAGUGGUGGGAGAGGGUGGAUGGUGAUGUGAUGUGAGGCCAAGGAGUGUGGGGUGACCCCUCAUGAGUUGGAGGAGCAAGCUAUGCAAGGAAUGAGUGAGAGUGCUGAAAAAAGGCUAUGGUAAUCGUUUACAGCACCCCUGUAAACGAUUACCCGAGAGAAAAAUCCAAUUUGUACAUAAAGUAUGACACAGGUACUCAGUCAGAUGAACAGGGGUCACCAUUGGAUGAAAAACUGACUUUUAGGCACCAUUUUGUAUGACAUAAAUAAAUUCAUUAUAACACACCAUUAAUAGAGAUUCAGUUACACAACAUACACAACAAAAUGAUACAUUGUACGUUUCAAAUAUUACAGUCAUCCAUGAAAUGGUGUUCAUAUAAAAUUACAGUUAUCCUAAACCCACUAUUGGUUGUCUGCUUGAUUGGACGUUGAUGGUUGGUCAGAUGGACGGACAAAUUUGCGGAGGAUGUCAUCCACAUUGAGUUCCUUCUCUGCCCACAUAGGAAGUCGAAUGACAGGUUUUGGUGUCUCCUUAACAAGGUCAAUUGUAGGAGGAGAAACUUAAGCUGGAAAUACCUUCACUAUAGAGCGAUGCGUAAUAUUGAGGUAGUGGUUUUGCCUAAAUGGAGUGAAGGGGUGGACCUAAAUGUACAAACAGAAUUUGUAAGAAGAAGAACACUUAAAUACCAAUAAAAUAAUUAUGGUAGUUAAGUACAAAUUAGAUGGCUUACAAGAUUGAGUAUGAUAACGGAACCAACUGCGAUAUUUUCUGCAAUUUCAGGAUCUUCAAGAGCUUUCUUGUGCAAGGAAGCCUUCAUCGUGGCAGUUGGGUCCUUAAGAGUCAACUGCAUAUCUCCCAACCCAUUGGGCUUGCACUCUUUCAAUAUGCAAACCACCAAUGGAAGGACCUCAGCUGAUUUUGCCUCUUGGAGGGAGUUAACGUUCUCGAAUUUUCCAUCCUUUACGAGACCUAUGAUAACAAAAUAUGAAAACAAAUUACAAGUAUUGAAGGUAAUAAUGUUCUUGGAAGCGUGUAUGAGAUUCAGUGUACCGUGGUGUUCAAUAAACAUCUGUGCCCAUUUCCAAGCAUUGGACUUGAAAUCUCGUUCAUAGGUUGCGUCAGCAACAUCACGAGCAAAUUCUUGUGUCGAUUUCGGUUGUUCUGUUCCCGUUCUAUUCAUGAAAGCUACUUGGAUGUUACCUGCAGGACCAGGAAUAAGCGUUGCGGAAGCAUCGCAUUUUUUCAAAAACGAUUCAAGGACAUCAUCAUCAUAAACAAGGUCUUCCCAUGCAUCCAUGAUUAUGCAGAAAUUUCCUGUGGACAUAAAAAUUGUAGGUUAAGGAAUAUACAUCAGUGGGAUGAUUAAAGAAGUCACUCACAACUAAAUAAUGGUAAACGGGUUACUGUCACCUGAUUCAAGCCUACAGAAUUGGUUUCUCCCCGAAUUUGAAAUACAAGUACGUGAACGAUGAAAUAAUAUGAAAUCAAUGAAACCAAAAAAAUAUUAAUAUUAUAUCUAUUUCCAUUAACUUAACUUAUUCAAAUCAAGUUACAUUAAUUGUGGGGAGAUAGUCUGACUUGAUGGGUAGCCUUUAAAAGUGAAAAGCAUUGAUUGGGGGUUAGGAGAGAGAAACUUUAUGCUGACAACCAUCAAUGCAUGCUUUCACAGGAUAACCAAAUACGUGUAUGACAAGGCAAAAAUAUGACCUUUUGGCGGGAAUACACAGCUGCGUCAACAACCAACGUUAGAAUCCAACGUUCACACUUAUUUCCAUUGACCAAGCACUUCCAAACAACUUACCCGGGUGUUCAUUAAAGAGAAGGGCCAAAACGAAGUUCGGAGGGUUGGUGAGAAGCACAUAAGGAUCAUUUAUGGUGGACUUAAAUGUAGAAGAUGAGGUUGGUUAGGACCCCUGAGCUUCAUUAAAGGGCACACCAUUUUUCACCAGGGUACGUUUUAAUAAGUUCUUCGAAAAAGAUUUUAUUUUCAUUAUUUUUGUAGUUGCCAGUGGUCAUAGUGGUAAGUGUGAUGAGUGAAUAUAAUUUGCUUUAUGUCUAAAGGUGGGUUUAAUGUCAACGCACACAAUGGAUGGGGAUCAAGGGAAUGACUAUAAUGACAAUGUUGAUGAGCCCAAUGAAAGUUUAAUGGAGAUUGACCCAAUAGUGCAUAUGUGUUUUGACUCAAUGGUUGAAGCAAAAACUUUUUACACAAACUACGCCAUUAGACGUGGGUUUGCCGUGCGGACUAGAACUUCUAAAAAAGAUAAAGACAACAACGUCUACUACCUCAGAAUAGUUUGUUCAAGGGAGGGAAAAUAUGUGUCUUCGGUCAAACCAGUGGUAAAAACACUUCCAAGUCAAAUUAACCAAUGUCCUGCUGGGAUAACCAUUGCAAAGAAGGAGGACAAGUGGUUUAUAAGGACCGUUGUUCUGGACCACAACCAUGAUCUUUGUCCAAAUAACUCCAAACUAUUUGCAGCCAAUAGAAAGUUAAGCAUGCAUGCAAAACACACGUUGCAGGUCAACCACGAUGCUGGAGUUAGGUUAAAUAAGAGUUUCCUUAGCAUUGUGAACGAUGCGGGGGGAUAUGAAAACAUGGACUUUGUGGAGCGGGACGCUCGAAACUACAUUGGCCAACACAGAAGAUCUUUAUGUAAGGAUGGUGAUGGUCAGGCACUCCUACGACACUUUUCGUCAAUGAAAGAUAGAAAUAACGAGUUCUUCUAUGACAUUGCUCUGGAUGAAGGGAAUAAAAUCUGUAGUGUGUUUUGGGCUGAUGCAAGAAGUCGUGCUGCAUGUGAAGAAUUCGGUGAUGUUGUUUCCUUUGACACCACUUACUUAACAAAUAAGUACGACAUGCCAUUUGCGCCUUUUGUUGGAGUUAACCAUCAUGGACACUCGAUUUUACUUGGCUGUGGAUUGUUGUCUUCAGAAGACACUGUCUCAUUUGUCUGGUUGUUCCAAUGUUGGCUAAGAUGCAUGCGUAAUAAGACUCCUCAAGGUAUUAUUACUGACCAAUGCAGAGCAAUGACCAACGCUAUUGAACAAGUGUUUCCUCAUACGAGGCACAGGUGGUGUUUAUGGCACAUCCUUAAGAAGUUGCCUGAAAAAUUGCACGGGUAUAGAAAUAAUCCCGUUAUCAAAACCGAACUACAUGCGCUUAUAUAUGAUUGUGUUUGUCCAACAGAAUUUGAAAAUGGUUGGAAGGAACUACUUACCAAACAUGGAUUGGAGGAAAAUGAAUGGCUAUGUAAUUUGUACGAAGAGAGACAUAAAUGGGUCCCGUGUUACUUGAAAAAAGAUUUUUGGGCAGGCAUGUCUACGACUCAGAGAAGUGAGGGAAUGAAUGCCUUUUUUGAUGGAUUUAUCAAUUCUACAACAACACUUCAACAGUUUGUGGUCCAAUACGACAAUGCACUUAGGGUAAAGGCGCAGAAGGAAAUAGAAGCCGACUUCUCCUCCAUGAACACCACUAUUGCAUGUGGUUCUCAGUCACCAAUUGAGAGACAAUUUCAAGUGGAAUACACACAUGCAAAGUUUGAGGAGGUCCAAACAGAAUUCCGUUCAAGGAUGAAUUGUUUCAUCAAAGACACCUUAAAGGAGGACUUGUGGAACACUUACACUGUAAAAGAGGAACGAAUGUGGGAGGGUAAUCGUGUACCGGAUAAAUUUUACAAAGUUCAAUUUGAUCCCAUCACACAGACAACCACUUGCUCUUGCCACCUCUUUGAGUUUAGAGGAAUUAUAUGUCGCCAUUCCCUGUUGGUAUUUGGCCAAGAAGAUGUUUACAGUGUUCCCUCACAAUACAUUUUGAGGCGCUGGAGCAAAAACAUUCGAAGAAGACACACACUAAUAACAGCAUCGUAUAGUAAUUCGACAAAUGAACCACGGAUGCAAAGAUACAAACUGUUGUGCAAACGUUUUUAUGAAAUUGCUGAAGUUGCAUGUGAGUCUGAGGAAACUAGUACUGAAUUGGAAAAAGAACUUAAUUGUUUGGGUACAAAAUUUGGAUUCAGUUCUUCCAUGACAAAUAACAUCAUCAGUGAUGCAGGCCAACUAAGAUACGAUAAUGGUGCAUGCACGUCAAUACCACUUACUCCAGUUGGAACAUCUGAUGUCCUUGUACACAGUCCUGCAACUGUUAAGCGAAAAGGACGUCCACGCACAAAUAGGUUGAAGUCCACUGUUGAGAAAAAAACCAAAAGAAGAAAGUCAACUUCAUUGACAAACACUUCAACACCACCCACCGAACAAUGCGGCGAAAGACCAAGUAAUGUUAUUGAAUGUGAUCACCGUGAACAAUUUGAAGCGGACACUAUCCAACUAUCACAAGAUACCGAAAUGGGUCAUUUUGGAUUUAUGUCGUUGUUGUCAGCUGUACAUAACAAUUUCGAUAACAACAUCAACUGAUAUAUACAACUUGUUUGCUGCUUAUUUUGUAACUUUUUUCUGUUUUUCAAAGUUAAAAUGGUCUUCCAUGAAAUUCCUUUAAUGAAUGUAUGUGAUGCAUAUGACCACACCAGUAUUUGAUGUUGUAAUCGAUUACGAGGCUCUUGUAAUCGAUUACGAGGCCAUUGUAAUCGAUUACGAGGCUCUGGUAAUCGAUUACUGUGUUCAGUUAAUUAAACCAAAUUAUCCCACUGCAUAACGUGUAUAACUUGCAAUCGUGUUCAUAACCGCCCAAAACACAUCCUUCCUCAAAUUCGUUUCGAAAACCUCUCUUCUCUCAAUGCAAAACCCUAAACGAAAUACAAUGGCUGAUCGUGGAACGAAGAAACAAAAGGCAUCUUCUUCCGUUGGUGGACGUCGCCGUCGCCGGAGUCCAACCCCAUCACCAUCGUCAUCCCCUCCUCCGCCUACCAAUGAUCUCUUCUCGUCGGAUGAGCAACAGGAGAAAUAUGCCCAACAUUUCGUAAAUCGGGAAAUUUUGGAGAGUAAGUAUCUAGAGGACGAAUACUUUCAAGGAAAAAAUUUUCAAUUCUAUGACAUAUUACACGAAGCUGGGCUGACUGAAUUUGUGUGUUUAAGAAGACAUUACCACCCACAAUUAGUCAGAGUGUUCUAUAGCAACAUGUCAAUAUCGGAUACGGGGGUUAUUCGAAGCGAAGUUAGAGGGGUCAAAAUUAGGGUGAGCCGUAAUCUUUUUCAACAAC
This is a messenger RNA of Vigna angularis (adzuki bean), 5410 nucleotides long. RefSeq names its product protein sym-1. The record is from RefSeq and is a predicted model, not a curated record. The coding region runs from base 2328 to 4667 and encodes 779 amino acids. The transcript has 2 exons. NCBI's taxonomy places the organism in Eukaryota, Viridiplantae, Streptophyta, Magnoliopsida, Fabales, Fabaceae. Gene Ontology annotation, molecular function: zinc ion binding. Gene Ontology annotation, biological process: regulation of DNA-templated transcription. Gene Ontology annotation, cellular component: membrane; cytoplasm.